Molecule: messenger RNA, 896 nt
Organism: Lolium rigidum
Lineage: Eukaryota; Viridiplantae; Streptophyta; Magnoliopsida; Poales; Poaceae
Product: late embryogenesis abundant protein 19-like
Exons: 3
Coding region: 130-615 (161 amino acids)
Source: RefSeq, a predicted model, not a curated record
ACUCAGCUCUUCCAAGCUCCUUCCAAGUAAGUAAGCAGCUGAUCGAUCGAAGUUACUAAGCAUUAGCCAAAUAGAAGUGAUCUUCCUUAUAUUUCCCAAGGGGUUCUCAGCUCAGCACGUGAAAUCAAGAUGGCCUCCAACACGGACAAGGCAAGCUACCAGGCCGGCGAGGCCAAGGCUCACACCGAGGAGAAGGCUGGACAGGUGACCGGCGCAACCAAGGACAAGGCGUGCGAGGCCAAGGAUCAGGCGGCGGACGCGGCGGGGCACGCGACGGGGAAGGGGCAGGACACGACGGAGGCCGCGAAGCAGAAAGCCGGCGAGGCGGGCAGCAAGACGUCCGAGACGGCGCAGGCUGCCAAGGACAAGGUCUCCGAGACCGCCGAGGCCGCCAAGCAGAAGGCGUCCGAGGCGACCGGGGACACCCAUGACAAGACCUCCCACGCGGCGCAGGACACUAAGGACUCCGCCGUCGCCGGCACGGACAACACCGGCAGCGUAAUCGGUCAGGCCGGUGAUCAGGUGAAGAACGCGGUGGCUGGCGCGAAAGACGCGGUGGCGAACACGCUGGGAAUGGGAGGAGACACCACCACCAAGGACACUAGCUCCACAUAGACGAUCGCCAAGGAUCAUCAUUCACUGAUACUUUUCAAGGUUGUAUCUAUACAUGUUUGCUUUUCCUGAAUUCAGCUGUACUUGGGCUUGGACCUUGAGAUUCCUACCCGCGAAAUUGAUGUUGUAAGUUUACUUUUGCAUGUAUUGCUUAAUUGUGUCCAAGUCUGUAUGUCGAGAUCGGGUGAUGAGAACGUCUGACGAGAGGUGCAUCUUUGUGUUCGUCAGACUUCUCAUUUGAAGAUCCACUAUGAACAGUGUAACAGCGAUAAUAAUAAAUAAAG